This is a messenger RNA of Trichophyton benhamiae CBS 112371, 1191 nucleotides long. RefSeq lists its product as uncharacterized. Gene Ontology annotation, cellular component: cytoplasm. The transcript has 3 exons. The record is from RefSeq and is a predicted model, not a curated record. Lineage: Eukaryota; Fungi; Ascomycota; Eurotiomycetes; Onygenales; Arthrodermataceae. Gene Ontology annotation, molecular function: glutamine synthetase activity. Bases 1 to 1191 code for a protein of 396 amino acids.
AUGGGCCUCGACCAGCGUGGAAAGGUCCUCGCUGAAUACGUCUGGGUAGAUGCUCACGGCGGUGUUCGCUCAAAAACAAAGGUUCGUCUUUAUUUUUUAUUUUUUCCAUUUUUGCUUCUUUUUUGGUAUAUUUUUUUUGCUGUGGUGUCGACCCUUGCUCGAACUCGCCUGGUUCCUGCAUUAGCCCCCAGUCAACCCCUCCAUACAGACAACGCUCACUGCUGGCUGGGUCGCCCAGUCACCUCGGCCGACGAGCUUCCAGAGUGGAACUUCGACGGCUCAUCGACAGGACAGGCUCCCGGCCACGACUCAGAUGUCUACCUCCGUCCCUGCGCCAUCUUCCCCGACCCCUUCCGUGGCGGUGACAACAUCCUCGUCCUCUGCGAGACCUGGGACUCCGAUGGCUCCCCCAACAAGUACAACUACCGCCACGAGGCUGCUCGUCUCAUGCGCACCCACGAGAAGGAACAGUUCUGGUUCGGCCUAGAACAAGAAUACACACUCCUUGACGCUGAUGGCUGGCCCUUCGGAUGGCCCAAGGGUGGUUACCCCGGUGCCCAGGGCCCUUACUACUGCGGUGUCGGUACCGGCAAGGCCCAGUGCCGUGACAUCGUCGAUGCUCACUACAAGGCCUGUCUCUACGCCGGCAUCAGCAUAUCCGGUAUCAACGCUGAGGUCAUGCCUUCUCAGUGGGAGUACCAAGUCGGUCCUUGCGAGGGCAUCACCCUUGGUGACCAGCUCUGGAUGUCCCGUUUCCUCCUCAACCGUGUCGCCGAAGACUUCGGUGUCGUCAUCAGCUUUGCUCCCAAGCCCAUCCCCGGUGACUGGAACGGCGCUGGCCUCCAUUCCAACGUUUCCACCGCUGCCAUGCGUGCUGAGGGUGGUAUGAAGGUCAUCGAGGCCGCCAUGAAGAAGCUCGAGGCCCGUCACCCAGAGCACAUCGCUGUCUACGGCGAGGGUAACGAGGACCGUCUCACCGGCCGCCACGAGACCGGAAGCAUCGACAAGUUCAGCUGGGGUGUCGCCGACCGUGGUGGCAGUAUCCGUAUCCCCAGACAGUGUGCAAAGGACGGAAAGGGCUAUUUCGAAGACCGAAGACCCGCCAGUAACGCGGAUCCCUACCAGAUCACUGGUAUCAUCGUUGAAACUGUAAGCCUUCCUUACAUUCCAUCUUACAUUCUAUCAUCAUAG